Molecule: messenger RNA, 1269 nt
Organism: Gekko japonicus
Lineage: Eukaryota; Metazoa; Chordata; Lepidosauria; Squamata; Gekkonidae
Product: olfactory receptor 1009-like
Exons: 4
Coding region: 1-1269 (422 amino acids)
Biological process (GO): G protein-coupled receptor signaling pathway
Cellular component (GO): membrane
Molecular function (GO): olfactory receptor activity; G protein-coupled receptor activity
Source: RefSeq, a predicted model, not a curated record
AUGGGGGACGACAACUUCACCACUACGACAGAAUUCAUCUUGGUGGGACUCUCCAGUGACCGUAAGACACAGAUUCUCCUCUUCGUGCUUGUUCUCCUCAUGUACAUCUUUACCCUUCUGGGAAACCUAGGGGUUAUAGUGCUGGUGCGAGUCGACUCCCACCUCCACACACCCAUGUAUUUCUUCCUCUCACACCUCUCAAGUGUGGAGAUCGGUUUUAUCACUAGCACUGUACCCCAGAUGCUGAACCACCUUCUAACAGGUCGUGGAGAAUUGUCCUUAGUCCGUUGUGCAUUACAGAUGUACAUGACCUUGGCGCUGGGUUCUGUCGAAGCAAUUCUGCUGGGCAUCAUGGCUUACGAUCGUUACUUAGCCGUCUGCCAUCCCUUAGUAUACGCCUCAGCCAUGGGGAAAUGGCGGCAGUUCCAGCUGGCCUCAGCCUGCUGGCUAGCUGGCUUUAUCAUUGCCGCCAUAUGUGUGAGCAUCACCUUCCAGCAUCCCUUCUGUGGCUCCUGCUGUAUCGACCACUUUGUCUGUGAGAUACCAAUGGUGUUGAAGCUUGCAUGCAAUGACGCCCGCGUCACACGACAUAUCAUUGUUAUGUUUGCCGGGAUUGUCAUCCUGGGACCCUUUUCAGUCAUCUUGACCUCCUAUGGCCACAUUCUGUUCUCUGUGUUGCAAAUGCGGUCAGCCGCCGGACUGCGCAAGGCCUUCUUUACAUGCAGCUCCCACUUAAUAGUGGUCACUUUGUUCUAUGGUACCAUCAUCUUUGUGUAUAUAAGGCCUCAGUCAGGAACAUCUCCUGAAAAUGAAAAACAAAUGGCUGUGUUUUACCUCAUGGUCACCCCUCUUCUGAAUCCUCUCAUUUACACUCUGCGGAACAAGGAUGUCCAUGUAGCGAUGGCCAAGGCCAGAGAGACCGCCGCGGAGUUCCUCGCGGAGCUGCGACAACUCUCGGCGGACUGCAACUUCGGAGAGCACCUGGAGGAUGCCCUCCGCGACCACUUCGUCAGAACUCACUCCGGGGCACCCAGCCCCCGUCUGCCGAAGAGAGGCCCCCUGAGCCCGAACCUGCGGCCGCGGAAGCCCCGGCGCCACCUUUAUCGCCCGCUCCGGAGGUCAGGCCUCCCGAGGCCCCAGCACAGCAACCCAGACGCUCAGCAAGGGUACAAAAGCAAGAGCAGUUCUGACCCGCCCCGAUCCAGGUGGUUCCAGAAGUCAUCCGUGAGGGUGACCAACACCUUCUCCAUCCGAUGGCCAGAGCGGUAA